AGAGAGGGGAAGAGGUGAAGAGGAGAGGAUAGAGGAGUAUGUUGUAAGAGGCUGGAGGCAGCAUGAGUGAGUCUCUGUGCAGGAGAUAGCAGCACUGGCACUUUCACUGCUACGCACGAUGGGGGCCGGCCUGUGGUUCCUCUUCUUCGCUGUGAAUGGAGUCGGAGCCUUUGUACACCCGUCGCAGCUCUCGUCCUGCCGAGUGCUCCAGAAGGAUGCAUAUUGCAGUGAUCUGAACCUGACGACUAUCCCACCCCUGCUGCCACCUGGCAUCCACAUGCUCGACCUGUCGCGCAACUUCCUCCAGAACCUCACCGAGGACAUCCUGUCUACCUAUCCCACCAUCCACCAACUCAACUUCCACUCCAACAGGAUCCAAAGCAUUCAGCCGGGCCUCUUUAGAAACAUGACCCACCUUCAGGUUCUUGAUCUCUCCAGAAACCAGCUGCACCUUUAUGCGGCACUGAAAAAUAAUGUGGGGCCACUCACCUCAGUCCAGAAACUGGACCUGUCUGGAAAUGGCUUUUACACGGACAUGAGCGACUACUUUCUGAGAGAUGCUCCUGCCCUCAGGAACCUCUCUUUAAAGGGAAACAGCAUAACCAAAAUAGGCAAAGAAACAUUCAGUGGGUGCCUGGGCUUAAGAAACAUAGACUUACAUAACAAUGUCAUUCUAGAGAUUGAGGAGGGUACGUUUGACUCUCUGCAGCACCUCACCGAGCUUGAUUUGUCAAUGAACUCGAUUUCAUGCAUUAAUGACUUUAAUCUCUUUCAGCUGAAAUCAUUAAACCUAAGCAAGAACAGCAUGACCUCCUUCCAGACCACUCACUCAGACCAGGAGUUCGAGCUGCUGUACCUGGACCUCAGGGAGAACAAGAUCCACUACUUCCCCAUUCUCCCAACCAAGAACAAGAUCAUCUACCUGGACCUCUCUCGUAACCAGCUGCGCAGCGUGAACUGCACUGGUGCAGCUGAGGAACUACAGUACCUGAAAGACAGACAUGAGUUGAUACAUGCCCCCCAAUGCAGCAGGAGUCACCACCAGGAACUAUACAGGCUCUGCUACUUGGACCUGAGCUAUAACCAGUUUAAGACUGUGCCUUCUGACUUUUUCAACAGCCUGGUGGCUCUAGAGACCCUAAACAUCAGCAAUAACUGUCUGAGUAGCUUCAUGGUGGAUACAAAGGGCCCGCUGUAUGCACUGAAGACCCUCGAUCUGAGUUUCAACAAUUUGCAGAACUUGACAUUUCCUGAAGGCACCUUGCAGAAACUGAGGACUCUUUAUCUUCAGGGCAACUAUCUCAGCACCUUGGACUUUUCCCACCUACCCAGCAUUACAAACCUGCAUCUUCAGCUUAAUGAGCUGCGUGUCUGUGGUUCACAGGACCGACCCAGUGGCUGUGUCUCUUUUUCCUCGAUGCCCAAACUGCAAUACCUCUACCUCUCUGAGAACAACCUGAUUUCUGUACCUGCGCAUGCCUUCCAGGGUACCCCAUUGCUCAUCCUGGACCUGUCACUGAACCCUGGUGUGGAGAUCAGUGAACAAGCUCUUUCAGGCUUGGAGAGCUCCCUGAAAUACCUCUCUUUGAGAGGGGACCAACUCCAGACACUUAAAACUGACCUCUCUCUUCUACGAAGCCUGAGAAUGGUGGAUUUGUCCAGCAACCGACUGACCAGCCUGUCGCUGAGCAGAGACUCUGCCAUAGAAAUUCUGCGUCUGCAGAACAACAGCUUGGAAACGCUGGAGGAUCACACACUCAUGGCUCUAGAGGGAAAGCUGAGAACUCUCCAGGUCAGCAUGAAUCCGCUCAGCUGCUGUGCAAACACACGUCUGAUCGGUUGGGUGCAGCAGGCUAGUGUGGACAUUCCAGACAUCCUGAUGGCUACCUGCCAUUACAGAAAGGAUGCUGAAUAUGUGAAGAUCAACCUCAGAAAUGUGAAAACUGAGCACUGCGAAACUUUGAACAGCAAAGUGUUUGUGAUUAGCUUGAUUGCAGUGCUAGUUUUGGGACUGGUGGUGGUUUUGCUAGUGGCCAUAAAGUUGUGCCACUCAAGAGGUCACAGAUUCAGCCACAGCUACAAGGCCUGAAACACUCGUGAAGGAAAACCGAGAAAGGAAACUGAAGGUGACCUAUAGAGAUGUGACAAUCACGAGUUCAGCAAUAGGUCCCUCCUUGGUGACCUGCUGGUAUUUUUGAUAUGAUUGAAGGGGAACUGGCCAAAGUCUAAAAGUUUGAAACACUAGGCCCAGUCAAGGCUGACAUUUCAGUCACAACUGACAUUUUCUUUCUUCUGAGGUUUGUUAGUGAACAGAGGUUUGCUGUGUUGUUUUCGAAUGACUGAAAAAAAAAAUCUAAGCAGAAAAGCAGCCUUGACCAAACACACAGGCCCUUCUGGUUCUUUAGAGAAGUACUUUAAGAAAGAAGGUCUAUAUACGUCUCAGAGAAAGAGCAUCAACACCAGCACAAAUGAGAUCCAAGCUCAGCACUCUUAUGGAAGUUUGAUACAUGUGAAGGACUCGAUGAAGGACAACGUCUGCUGCAUGUGUUUAGGACUUCUUAUUAUCCCGAUGAUACUGUCUGUUUAUAUGCUCACUACAUUUCCCAGGGUUAGCUUUGCCUAACUGACUCAUUAUAUUGCACUUUAAGGACUGUGUUGCGUCAAUAUGAAAGAUGUGUAAAAAUGUAUAUGUACUCCUCUUACGCAUAACCAAAGCCAUCCAACACUACAGAUGAACGCAAUAAUAUACUUCAUGCAGAUUUCUAAGAGAGAUCAGAGGGGUGUAGAACAUAGGGAGGUUCCUGAUAUUGGUGGAUCACAUUGGAUUCUACUCAAGGUAGCUUUAAACUAAACUACACUCCUAAAAAAAAGUUCUUAUAGGGUUGUUUGGUGAAGAAAAUGGUUCUAUAUAGAACCACGAAGAACCCUUUUCUUGAUAUAAGGAUUAUCUGCAUCAUGAACGAGUUCUUCAGAUUGAUGGAGACGGUUCUUUUUAAAAAGGAUUCUUUUAUUGUUACAAGCUCGAUAUCAUAACAACAGCAGAACCCUUUUUCAAAAAGGUUCUACAUAGAAGCACCUACAGCACAUUCUCCAUCAAUCGUUUAAGUUUGCAAACGGUUCAUAGGAUGUUCGUGGUUCUACUUGGACCGUUGUCUUUAGUUAAGAACCCUUGAAGAACCUUUUUUUUUUUAAGAGUGUAGCUAAACCUGCUAGCAUGUUAACAGCUUUGUAAUACGGCCCUCAGUCUGGUGUGGUUCAGUUUGAAGGUCAGUGGCAUAGGACCAGUCAUGAGACUGGACAGAGAACACGUGGAGUGUGGUGUGCGUACGUGUGUGUGUGUGUGUGUGUUUGGGUGGGUAUGUGUGAUCUGAUUUAACCGAGCCAGGGCAGAGGAAGUGCUGCUGUCGGGACACCUGCAACAAAAAUGCAGUAUGUUGUUUUCACAGCUUUAGGGCCACUGCAGAUACAUUUCCUGUUAUUGAUUCAGUCUCACCAACUCCCCGUAAGUCUUAACAAGGAAUUCGCUGAUACAGGACGAAAAAACGCAGCUUUUCAUUAUGUUGAUAUAGCCGUUUAUUUACAUUCCUUGAAAAAAUAGGUGUGUUUUAUGACACUCAGGUUAUACAUCGCCUCACACUCGGAUACAAGCAGGCUGUGAUCAAGCAUCAGUUAUCCAUCAGAGCUAUGAUAUUAAUAGAGUUCAGUGCCAGGAGCGGUUUAAGCCAGCUGUCAAUACCAGGAGUUGGCAUGACUGAAAUAGACACAGGAAAUCCCUGUGUGUUUGGAUGUGUCAUCACCUCAUGUUAUAAAUAGGAAUUCAUUUAACAACCUGUUGACUUGAUAACAAAGAGGGACAUUUCCUCCUAUGGCUUUCAUGGUCACUACCACUUCUUCUUUUCCUCCUACGCAAUCUGUUCACACCGAAACCAGCAGUGAUCACACACACUCACACACACACACACCCACGCAGUUCUGCAGAGGCCAGUGACGACUGCUCCGGCUUCAUUCCACUAAAUAUUUAUGCUUUAUGAAGGAAUAACUCCAAUGUGUGUGUGUGUAUAAAGAAUGUAAAUGAACUAGAGACAUAGUUCAUGCAGAGAUAUAUUUAUGAAGUUUUAUAUUUUCGUAAAUAAACGGUCUGUCUUACACAAA
Messenger RNA from Pygocentrus nattereri (red-bellied piranha), 4152 nucleotides. It is a transcript of the gene lrrc32, whose product is annotated as leucine rich repeat containing 32. The transcript has 3 exons. Gene Ontology annotation, molecular function: protein binding. Lineage: Eukaryota; Metazoa; Chordata; Actinopteri; Characiformes; Serrasalmidae. The record is from RefSeq and is a predicted model, not a curated record. The coding region runs from base 119 to 2089 and encodes 656 amino acids. Gene Ontology annotation, cellular component: extracellular matrix.